CGCUUGUUGGCAUCCUUCUCCGUCUGGAUCUCAAUGUCCAACUCCUUCAACCGCUUUCGAAACUUUUCUUCAUCGAUGCCGAUCUUUGGUUCUAGGAAUGCACCUGCUUCAGUCUGAUUUAGUGACAUUCUCUGGUCGACUAAUUGUUCCUGCACCUUGAGAACUACGGGUUUCUUCCCCAACAGCUGCGAGACAAUGCCCUGAGCAGAAUCUGUCGUUCCUUCAAAUCUCGUAGCGGAGGAACCUUUUCUUCUCAUUUCCCCCCAGUACUCGUCUCGCAGCUCACUGUCGCGAUCAUUGGCUUCCUCAAAAUCCACAACCUUCUGCAACAUCGUCGUUGCAAGCACAACGUGUGGUAAAGCCUCUUCCCCUACCAGUUUCUGAAAGAAAUCUAAGGUUCGGACUUCAGAGCCAGCCAUCCGAUUGUCGGUGAUUCUACGGAGGUAGAUUAUUCCUUUCAAGUUGAAACCAAUGAUGCAGAUUGCAGAGAGCUGUUCGCUGAUCUCCUUCAAAAUCAUCAAAACCAGGACAGUCCAUAAUCGCGAAUUCAGUAUUUCCGAUGUUGGUUGCGACGAUUUGACAAGUUUCUGUGCCUGGUGCGUAUUGUGAGUCUAUCUCUACUAUCGUGGGAAUUUACCUACAUGAAGCCAAAUUAUGUCCUUCAGCCAAGCCUUGCCCUGUGAGUUGGUUGAUGAAGUACGUUUUUCCGGCCCCAGUCAAUCCCAUGACCGACACCAGGUCCAUUCCAUGUCCUUCCCAUUCUUCUGUUGCCAUCUCGUCGAAUUUCCCGGGUCGUGUCUGAUGAAUGAACCUUCUUGUGUUAAGCGCACUUGGAAACGAAAAGGUUCUUCUCUGUGAAUCUUGCGGCACAGUUUAAGCAUAAUGUAAGCUUUCCACAUUGAGCCUCAUUCAUUUAUAAUCAAUUCCAGCUGACCACCCCCUUGUAGCAAGUUCAUGCGGCACGAUAAGCCAGGAUUUGUCGAUUCCGAACGAGGCUAGCGCUUACAGUAGAUCUGUUACAGUACAGCCAGCCAAAUUUCAACCCAGAAAGUUAUACAAAGCAAUUGAUUACCAGCACAACUAAAGUUCAUGCAAGAGAAAACUCAUAUAGAAUGUCGAAAAUUGCGGUUGAUAAUAUGACUUUUAAAGUUGUUCUUACGCUACCGGCUAAUUGGGAUCAUCCGGCUCAGGAGUUGACAAGACAGGCUGCUGAGAAAGCUGGAAUUAAGAAACCGCGAUUUCGGGGUCCUACUACGUUCAAAACUAUGUCUGAGCCGGAGGCUGCUGCUUUGGCCGCAUGGAAGGAGGCUUUAAUGAGAUGGAGACCGGAUUUAAAGGUAGCGCAUACUCAUGUUUGUGGGCGAUAUUAUCAAGUGCUAAUCAAUUCUUCUAGCUGGGUGAUAGUUUUGUGGUUUGUGAUGCUGGUGAUGGGACAGUGGUAAGUUCAGCACCUUUUAUUUUCCCCCCAAAAUGCUUUACUCUUUUCAUUCAGGAUUUAAUCAGCUAUACGGUAAAAUCUCUCGAGCCUGCACUCAAACUGGAGAUGUGCGUUGAAGCAACAGGUAGGCAUUGGAGUCAUCCAAGUACAGUACAUCUGCAUACUAAAUCUUGAUUUUAGGCGCCCUUUGUGGAGCGGUAUACCUAGAUGAACGAUUCGAAUCUCACAUCCCAACCGAAGUCGGGUCUUCAACGUACGACAAACUGAGUGAAGAGGUAAAGGCAAGGGUAUUCGAGAACGACUGGGAGUUCAGCGGGAAAAAGAAAUAUAAUGGCCAGGACACCGAGUUCCAUGUUGAUAUUCCGGGGUACAAACCGAAAAGACCGGGGUUUUUCGGGAAGAAACCUAGUAGCACGAUUAUACUCAAAGGGUUAGUGUCUACUUAUAAGCCACGAAUGCUUUCAGAGAACUCACUGUCGAUAGUGGUCAUAUGAACGCGAUAUUUCAGCCGGUCGUUGGGCAGGUGAUUGAUUUGGUUAGGACACAGGUUCAAGAAGUCCACGAGGAAACACAAAAUAGACCAAAGGUAAUGAGUUCCUUGUUCAUUUUGUGACCAUUGUGAACUGAUAGAUUGUGCAAGGCGGUUCUCCUGGUCGGAGGAUUUGGCGAGAACAACUACCUGCUCAAGCAAAUCCAAGCAACCUUCAAGGGCAUCGAUAUCCAGCGUCCAACAAACUCGUGAGUCCACCAGCAGCUCCAUACCAGGAAAUUUCUGACUGAAGUCCAUUUUAGUUGGAGUGUGAUAAGUCGCGGUGCAGUAAUCAAAGGCCUAAGUGUCUCGCCCGAAACCGAGACCGUGACAAACUUCAUUUCCAAGCUGAGUUACGGUGUAAAGCACAACUCGUAUUUCCGUCCCUAUUUCCACGAUGAGCGAGAUAAAUAUCGAUGUCCACUGAAAGGCGUCGACAUGGCUCGCGAUCAGUUUACCUGGUAUUUAAAACGUGUACGUACAAUCCAUAUAUACAUUCUCAUCAACGCAUGCUGAACCAUUACCACAGGGAACAAGUGUCAGCAAACUCGAUCCAGUCCGUUACCAAUGGCUAGUAAGCCUCCGCUCCAUCCACGAGCUCGAAAAAGUCCACGGCGAAGUCUGGAUCUCGGAUCAAAAGACUCCACCUACUCGAUUAGACUCAAGUACGUACCGUCUUACCCACCCUCCAUCCUCAUCACUGGCAUCCCCAACUAACGCGAAUUCACAGAUGCAAAAAGACUCUGUAAGAUUAAUUGUAACUUUGACUCCGGGAUUUUCUACGAUCUGGAGGAGAAACAAGUGGCGGAUUCGAUGGCUAAGUAUCGUGAGCUGAGUUAUACGCUUAAGAUGAAGGUUGCGGCUGGAGAGUUGGAGUGGAUUAUUUAUUGGCAGGAUCAGCAGAAGGGGGCUGCGCAGGUUAAUGUUGAAUAUGAAUGAAUAAUUG
Messenger RNA from Hymenoscyphus albidus, 2913 nucleotides. The record is from the annotation of a GenBank genome assembly. Lineage: Eukaryota; Fungi; Ascomycota; Leotiomycetes; Helotiales; Helotiaceae.